This is a messenger RNA of Cydia pomonella (codling moth), 1327 nucleotides long. RefSeq lists its product as uncharacterized. The transcript has 2 exons. Bases 380 to 1315 code for a protein of 311 amino acids. NCBI's taxonomy places the organism in Eukaryota, Metazoa, Arthropoda, Insecta, Lepidoptera, Tortricidae. The record is from RefSeq and is a predicted model, not a curated record.
UCUUACCAGAGCUACAGUUGCUAAUCCAAAUGAUUUACUCCUGUAAAUCAAAAGGGUUAGUAUGGGUCAGCUCUAGGAAUGACAUUUAUCAUAAUGCUGAAAUAUUUCCUUCCAGUGCCCGCUAUCAAUUUUAAAAAAAAACAAGUCAAAUCUAUUCCGAAAUUAGAAUCCAAUCUACCCGCCAAAACUGAAACUGACUUUGACGUUAUAAACAAUCUGCCGAAAAAUGACGUUUUAAAUAUUAGUGAAAACAAAACAAACUCAAAAGUCUCUGAUAAAUGUUUUUCUUGCACUGAGGAAGAUUGUUUAGAAGGCAUAGAUUUUCUUAUAUGUUGUAACGUAAUAAUACAGUGUUGUUUUCUAAUACGCGUUUUAGUUCAUGUUUUCAAGAAUUGUUGCGAAAAAAAAUCGAAGGAAUAGAGAAAUAAAAGUUGGUAUUUAUUGUGUAUUCGAUGCAAUUCAUUUUAUAUCAAUCAUAGGACAGAACAUUGGAUUUGAAUCAUGGCAUACCUAUCUUACUACUGUUUCAUUGAUUCUAAUUGAGUUCGCAAUCAGAAUGGAACAAGAAAGUGAUACAGAUUCAAAGGAUAACUCAACAGGGAGUGGAUUUAAAGUAACAAAUGAUGAAUGCGGAUUGUGUUCAGUGCAAAACAAUAAAGAUGAUGUCAUAAAACAAUUGAGUAACAAAACCGAUAGUGCUGUGCCAAGCCCUAAGGAAAGCUGUUUGAAUGAUGUCACUGCAAAUAGUGUUAUUACAGAAGAAUUAGAACUCCUAAGUACUGACAGAGUAAAUCAGCCAGCGGACAGUUUGGUCGCGAUGAACGAAAGUAAUAAUGACAUCAUAUCAAAUUGUGUGGGUAAACAAUUUAAAGAUGGCGGCACUAAUAGUGAUGUGACACAACAACCAGAAGAGCGCAGUUUGGGGGAAAUAAAUGAAAAUAAUAAUGACACCAUAACACAUUGUGAUUUGCAUGAAGAUUUAAAAAAUGAUGGCGAAAAUAGUGCUGUCAAAAAUCAGCCUGAAGAGCGAAGUUUAAUUGCGAUGACCGAAAAUAAUAACAAUAAUGACAUCACAGCAAAAUGCGAUGAAUAUGGCGACAGUAGUGUUGUAACUAAGCAGCCGGGACGCGGUGUUAUGUUGCAAAACAGUGGCGUACCUAAUAAAUGUUGUGACUGCAGCUGUUGGAAAUGUUGUAAUUGUAGUUGCAAUGACAUUGCUUGUUUUCAAACAGCUCAAGCGUGUGCCGAGUGCCUAGUUUUAGUUUUUUGUGUACAAGUUUGUAUGAUAUGUUUUAAAUCUCUACUAAUAUUAUAGAUGUUAAAGUUA